Molecule: messenger RNA, 1242 nt
Organism: Fomitopsis serialis
Lineage: Eukaryota; Fungi; Basidiomycota; Agaricomycetes; Polyporales; Fomitopsidaceae
Product: mitochondrial carrier
Exons: 4
Coding region: 1-963 (320 amino acids)
Biological process (GO): mitochondrial L-ornithine transmembrane transport
Molecular function (GO): L-ornithine transmembrane transporter activity
Source: RefSeq, a predicted model, not a curated record
AUGCCGGGUGGCGCGACCUGCCGCUAUUCGUCCAUCCGACCCAUUGCCGGAAUGCCAUCCAAAGUAUUCAAGCAUUCCUUCGACCUCACGAAAGCCCGACUACGAUCCCAAGUACUGGAUGCAACCGCUCGGUUUGACGGACCAAUGAAAUGCUUGGUGCAGACAUGGCAGAAGGUGGGCUUGCGAGGUCUGUACAGGGGCCUACGAGCGCCCAUAGUCGGAGCGAUGCGGCCAAGAACACAUUUCUGGACAUACACAGAGUUGACACAGAGUUCCAAAACACCAUUCGGUGAUCCGGCGACACACCAACUAUCGCUCGGCCAACUCGCUCUCGCAGGUUCCGGCGCAGGUUGUGUAACGAGUUUCGUCCUUACCCCCAUAGAGCUCGUGAAGUGCAAGAUGCAAGUGCAGAUGCUCAUGGCACCCGGUGUCUCCCCAGUCCAAGCAGCGGCAGCCCUAUCCUCGGUUGCACCGGCCGCAGCCCUACCCACAGGUCUCUCUGGCUCUCCUUUCCGCAAACUUCCCGGUCCCAUCUCCGUCCUCACAUCCGUCAUUCGUACCACCGGCUUCCGCGGGCUCUGGCUCGGCCAGACCGCGAUGCUCAUCCGGGAGACCGGCGGCGGCGCCGCAUGGUUCGCGCCUAAGGAGGCUGUCGCGACUCUCCUACUGAAGCGCCGCCACGUUCCGUCCAAAGACAAGAAGGAGCUCCGGCCCUGGGAGUCAGCGGUUUCUGGCGCCGCGGCGGGCAUUGCCUACAACGUCGCGCUCUUCCCGGCGGACACCGUGAAGAGCACGAUACAGACGGAGGCAGAGCUGCGUCCGAGAGCGCCUGGAGAGCCCGGCCCUACGUUCCUUGGCACGUUCAGGGCGAUGGAUGCAGCGCAAGAGAUCAAAGGCUUGUACGCAGGGUGUGGUAUUACUGUGGCGAGGGCGAUACCUAGUAGUGACCUCAUCUUUUUAUGACGGCUUGAGCAAGAGGUACGGCUCGUAGUGACCGUUAUAGAAUGACCCGCUUCUCGAUCAACCUUCAAACUGGACGGGUAACGAAUGAGAUACGCUGUUUCUGAUGCACGACUUCCCCAGAUCGUUCAUUCAUCAUUGUUCGUUGUACGACAAACAUGUAACCCGUCUGGCGACCUAUCUGUACGAACUAGGUGACGACAUAACAUUUCAAUAUUCAAUCUUGAGUGGAGUCAAACAUGGUAUCAUACAGAGAGGAGAGUGAAGGGGAGCAAGUUCGCG